Messenger RNA from Fundulus heteroclitus (mummichog), 4157 nucleotides. It is a transcript of the gene vps18, whose product is annotated as VPS18 core subunit of CORVET and HOPS complexes. Gene Ontology annotation, biological process: endosome to lysosome transport; intracellular protein transport; endosome organization. The record is from RefSeq and is a predicted model, not a curated record. Gene Ontology annotation, cellular component: HOPS complex; endosome. Bases 371 to 3319 code for a protein of 982 amino acids. The transcript has 9 exons. Gene Ontology annotation, molecular function: protein-macromolecule adaptor activity. NCBI's taxonomy places the organism in Eukaryota, Metazoa, Chordata, Actinopteri, Cyprinodontiformes, Fundulidae.
UCAACAUCUGGGAACGAACGGUGGAGGCAGAGCGCCCUCUCUCGGUUCCAGACAGUACUGCACCCUCCGAUGAUCACAUGACCCCUGGAUCACCUGACUCAGGGUUUGUCCUGUGUUGUGCUGUCGGAAUGCUGUUUUUUUCUUGCGCGAAUGCUUACAACUUGUUUUACAGCCUUGGGACUAAACAUCUCACAGCCUUUAGUGCGUAUUUAUUUUCAAUUUAGACACAAGCUGGGAAGGAAAACAGGUUAACUGGACAUAAACCUGUGCACGUUGCUAUAGCUAGCUAGCUAGCUAGCUAGCUACUGUUGACUAGCUGAAUUAACUACUUGUAGGUCGUAAAGUAGGCGUUCCUCUGUUCAUUUUUACUAUGGCUUCUAUUCUCGAUGAGUAUGAGGACUCCCAGAACAUCAGGCAAGGUUCCCAGCAGCGCAGCCGCCUGACCUCUGCCAACAUCGGGCUAACGCAUUCAGGUUUUGUGAAUGUCAGGCUGGAGGAAGAGAAGCCAAUAUUCAACAAGCAGAGGAUUGACUUUACUCCACCUGAGAGGAUAAAUCAUUUGGCAGUCUGCAACAACCAGCUCUGCAUGAGUCUGGGAAAGGACACGCUGCUAAGGAUUGACUUGGCGAAACCCGAUCAGCCCAAUCAAACUGAAUUAGGGAGGAAAGAUGACAGCAAAGUGCACAAGCUGUUCCUGGAUCCCACAGGCUCCCAUCUGCUGAUCAGCCUGAGCACCAGCGAGUGUCUGUACCUCAACAGGAACACCCAGAAGGUGCGCAGUCUGUCCCGCUGGAGAGGCCACCUCAUCGAGAGCGUGGGCUGGAACAAGCUCCUGGGCAACGAGACCAGCACAGGGCCCAUCCUGGUCGGCACCAGCCAGGGGAUCAUCUUUGAGGCCGAGAUCUCUGCAAACGAGGGCAGCCUGUUCAACACCAACCCGGAUCAGUACUUCAGACAGGUCCACUCCCUGGAGGAGGACAACAAGCCGGCGCCAGUCUGCUGCCUGGAGAUAGAGCGCGGCCCCGAAAACAAGUAUUUCAUCAUCGCCACCACCCGCAAGCGCCUGUUCCAGUUUGUGGGCAAGGUGGCCGAGGGGUCGGAGCAGCAGGGCUUUAGCACCAUCUUCAACCAGAACCAGGACCUGCUGCCCAGCUUCCAGGAGUUCCCAGCCAACAUGGGCUACAGCGAGAUCACCUUCUACACGGCCAAGCUCAGGAACUUCCCCAAGGCGUUCGCCUGGAUGAUGGGUAACGGUGUCCUGUACGGUCAGCUGGACUACGUCAGGCCCGAUUCCCUGCUGAGCGACGUCCAGGUAUGGGAGUACACGCCGGACGUGGACAUUAGUCAGAACAAACCCAUUUCCAUCGUGCUGACGCAGUUCCACUUCCUGCUGCUGCUUCACGACCGCAUAAAGGCCAUCUGCACCCUGAACGGGCAGGUGGUCUACGAGGACGUGUUCCCAGAUAAAUUCGGCCCCCUCAAGAGGAUGAUCAAAGACCCGAUUGGGGGGCUGGUGUGGAUCUACACGGAGCGGGCGGUCUUCCGAUAUCACAUCCAGCGCGAGGCCCGGGACGUGUGGCAGAUGUACAUGAGCAUGAACAAGUUCGACCUCGCCAAGGAGUACUGCCGCGACCGGCCCGAGUGCUUGGACAUGGUGCUGGCCAAGGAGGCCGACCACUGCUUCCAGAACCGGAAGUACCUGGAGAGCGCCAAGUGCUACGCGCUGACGCAGAACUACUUCGAGGAGGUGGCGCUCAAGUUCAUCGAAGCGAAGCAGGAGGACGCUUUGAAGGAGUUCCUGCUGAAGAAGCUGAGCAACCUGAAGCCGAGCGAGAGGACGCAGAUCACCUUGCUGGUCACCUGGCUGACCGAGCUCUACCUGAACCGCCUGGGGCAGCUGGAGAGCGACGGCAACAGCCUCGUCUUCCAGGAGACCCGGGAGGAGUUCCGGCAGUUCCUGAGCUGCCCCAAGCACCGGGAAUGCCUCUACAACAACCGCGGCACCAUCUACGACCUGCUGGCCAGCCACGGCAACGUGGACGACAUGGUGUACUUCUCGGUGGUCAUGCAGGACUACGAGCGGGUCAUCUCGCACCACUGCCAGCACGACAACUUCGGCGCGGCGCUGGACGUGCUCGCCAAGCACUGCGACGAGAAGCUCUUCUACAAGUUCUCGCCCGUCCUCAUGCAGCACAUCCCCAAGGACGUGGUGGACGCGUGGAUCCAGAUGGGCAAGAGGCUGGACCCGAAGAAGCUCAUCCCGGCUCUGAUGAACUACAGCCAGAUGGGCAGCAGCCAGCAGAUCGACGAGACCGUCCGCUACAUGGAGUUCUGCGUCUACGAGCUGCGCGUGACGGAGGAGGCCAUUCACAACUACCUGCUGUCGCUGUAUGCGAAGUACAAGUCGGACUCUCUGCUGCUGUAUCUGAGACAGGCAGGGACUCGCCCCUCAGAGAUCCACUAUGACCUGAAGUAUGCCCUGCGGCUGUGCGCGGAGCACGGCUUCCUCAAGGCCUGCGUGCUGGUUUACAGAAUCAUGGAGCUGCACGAGGAGGCCGUGGAUCUAGCUUUACAGGUGGACGUAGACCUGGCCAAGUCCUGCGCAGACCUGCCCGAGGACGACGAGGAGAUGAGGAAGAAGCUCUGGCUGAAGAUCGCCAGGCAUGUGGUGCAGGAGGAGAAGGAUGUGAAGAAAGCCAUGAACUGUCUGUCCAGCUGCGACCUGCUCAAGAUCGAGGACAUCCUGCCGUUCUUUCCGGACUUCGUCACCAUUGACCACUUUAAGGAGGCAAUCUGCAGUUCCCUUGAGGAGUACAACAAGCACAUUGAGGAGCUGAAGCAGGAAAUGGAGGAGGCCACGGAGAGCGCUAAGCGAAUCAGGGAAGACAUCCAGGAAAUGAGGAAUAAGUAUGGCGUCGUGGACUCCCAAGAAAAGUGUGCAGCAUGUGACUUCCCGUUACUCAACAGGCCCUUCUAUUUGUUUCUGUGUGGACACAUGUUCCACAACGACUGCCUGUUUCAGGAAGUCACCCCCCACCUGUCAGCCUUCAAGCAGAAUCGCCUGGAAGAGCUCCAGAAAAAGCUGGCUGCCACAGCACAGUCCUCUAAGUCCCGCCACCGCCCGGCCCCGAAGGAGGAAGGGGACACGGCCAGUCUGGGAAAGGGCAUCGGGGCGACGAGUCGCGAGCAGAUAGUAUCGGACAUCGAUGAUAUUGUCGCGUCCGAGUGCGCGUACUGUGGCGAACUGAUGAUCAAAUCCAUCGACAAGCCUUUCAUCGAUCCACAAAAAUUCGAACAGGAGAAAUCCAGCUGGCUGUGAAGACAUGGGUUAAAAAAAACGCCAAAGCAAACGCCAUUAUCGUGUCUGUUAAAGCGCAUCAGUUGUAGGACGAAGGAGGUCGGUAGAAACUGAUUUCUGCCCGAUUGCCUGUCGGUAGUGCCUAUUCUGAUUUCCAGAGUCGUCCUUAUUUUGCUGUCAGUAUGUGAACCUGAUGGAACGAACUUUGCACUUUGUAUAGAAGUAUUUAAUAAACAAUUGUCAUGAACUGACUACGUGAACGACGAUCCCAGACAGUGUAGUAGUAAUUAUUUGCAGUAUAUUUUGCAUAUCUGUGCCUGACAAUAGCUAUAACGGUCACCGCAUUAUACCAGUUUUAGAAUUUAACAUUUUGUUGGGUGAUUGUUCGGCAUUUGAUAACAUGCACAUUGAAAUCUGUGUCCAUUCUGUCUCUGGGUCUGUAUUUGUUUAAUAUUCAGUUACUGGAAAAUAAACUGCUGCUUCAUAUUAAAGCCAUUUUGGGAUUGAAUUGUUGAACAUUACAAAAUGAGUGUGGGGAAAAAAUGUUUUCAAAGCAUAACAAUAUCUACAGGCUCAUUAUAGGCAUGAGAAUACAAAUGUAAUGCUCUUAUGAAAGGCACAUAUUUUUGGAGGCACAGUAUGACUAGCGGAUUAAGACCACACAUUUUUGGUUAUUGGUCUGGGAUGACGUUUGAGUUGAGUCAAAAUCACUGAAAUAAGAGCAAUCACUGAAAUUGUGUUGAAAUCCAAACCUGCAGUUAGGAUUUGUUCUCAUGUUAUUGACUAUGUUGCAUCCUUGGAGUAAUAAACAGCCACAAAUGACCCACUUCAGAAGGUUGGAGAUGGGUAAAAGUUAAAA